AUGCUGUACGCCGGAGCUAUAAAUACUGUACGCUCAUCUUCUACACGUCGAUUAAGACUGUUGAUUCUUGUCUUUCUGUUGUUGUGCGGUUUUUACUGGUUUACCACAGAAUCAUCAUCGGGCCAGGCCAGUUUUCGAAAAGGAACUAUCAAGUUUGCUGGCUCCUCUGGAACUAGGAAUUUUGCCAGCCCUAAUUGGAGAUUUGGCGGGAAUAGCAAUGGACGGUCACGACAGAUGGAAGCUCCCAUGCAGGCCGCGGUACCUGCACCAGGCCCGACGGCCACAAAAGGCGGCAUCAAAAAAGAUCUGGUUGUAGCGAGUAUGCUUGAAGACAAUACCACUUGGCUCUAUGACUCACUUCCCGAUUGGCACAAGAGUAUCUACGUCGUAGACGAUAAAUACGCCGAUUUGACGGUGGCCACCAACAAGGGCCGAGAGUCCAUGGUCUACCUCACAUACAUUAUUGAUAAUUACGACCAUCUGCCUGAUUACAUGCUCUUUAUACAUUCUCAACGGUACCAAUGGCACAACGAUGAUCCGUACUAUGACGGAGUGCCGAUGAUCAAGCGAUUUCAGCUGCCAUACCUCGAAAUGAUUGGUUACGUCAAUCUCCGUUGUGCCUGGGUGCUAGGCUGCCCUGAAGAGAUCCACCCCAUGACGGAUACCGACCGUGAUGCUGUUCAUGCAGGUCCGUACUUUUACAAUGGAUUCAAAGAGCUCUUUCCCGGAGUCAAGGUCCCUGAUACCGUCGCGGUGUCUUGUUGUGCCCAGUUUGGAGUUGCACGAUGGAAGAUUCGUGAACGUCCAAAGAGUGAUUAUGAGCGGUACAGGAAAUGGCUCUUGAAUACCGAUUUGGACGACGAUAUGAGUGGUCGAAUCAUGGAAUAUUCAUGGCAUACCACCGGUAAAUCCACCGUCUCCUCCCUCCUCUCUUCACCACCACACAACCUCCCCAUCAUCGAUGCCGACGUCCUCGCCCGCAAAGUCGUCGAACCAGGUACAGCAGGCUACAAAGCUAUAGCCAAUUACUUCGGACCCAGCACACCAGACCUCCUCCUACCGCCAGAUACCGAUGGGAAGCAAGCACUAAACCGACCUGCGCUAGGUAGACGGGUAUUUGGUGAUAGCGAGGAACGAAAGCGUGAUAGGACGAUACUUAAUAAGAUUGUACAUCCGGCUGUACGGUGGGAGGUUUAUAAGUCAUUAUUAUACUAUUAUUUACGCGGCAAUUGGGCUGUGGUGUUGGAUGUGCCGCUACUAUUUGAAUCUGGUAUGGACGUCAUCUGUGGCACAGUGAUUGUGGUCGCGGUUAAGGAUCCGGCUGCGCAAAUGGCACGAUUACGUGCGCGUGAUCCGCAUCUAACAGCCGAAGAUGCUGAGAAUCGAGUCAAGAGCCAGGGCGAUGUACAGUCAAAGGUAAAGAAGGCAUUGUAUAGAAACAGAGCUUCAGAGCAGGAUCUCGACAAGGGCUCGCGUGGAGUUAUUGUUUGGAACGAUGGGGAUAAAGUCGAUCUUGCCAAGGAGGUGGAUAAGGCGAUUCUGACGAUUCAGGAAAACAGUCCUAGAUGGUGGUCGUGGGUGCUUUUGCUUGCGCCGCCUGUGGGUGUGGCUGCUGCUGUGUGGAAUAUGGCGAUUAAUUUCGGCGCGCAGAGGAGUUGGGAUCAGAAGGUUAAGAAGGAGAGGGCGAAACUGUAGCAUGUCAGCUGGCAGAGAGAACCUGUAGAUGUAGAUAUGCCAUCUCGAUGAAGAAAUCAGUUCGCAAUAUACGA
This is a messenger RNA of Talaromyces stipitatus ATCC 10500, 1769 nucleotides long. RefSeq lists its product as uncharacterized. The record is from RefSeq and is a predicted model, not a curated record. Lineage: Eukaryota; Fungi; Ascomycota; Eurotiomycetes; Eurotiales; Trichocomaceae. The transcript has 3 exons. The coding region runs from base 1 to 1695 and encodes 564 amino acids. Gene Ontology annotation, molecular function: ATP binding; dephospho-CoA kinase activity. Gene Ontology annotation, biological process: coenzyme A biosynthetic process.